AUCUUAAGCUUUGUUAAUGUAAUAAGCCAAUGGCUCGUCUUAUCCCAAUUUCUCAACCUUUCUUCUCUUCAAACACUAAACCACCAAUCGCCGCCGCUCAAAUCUCCAACCACCCGCCGCAACCACAAAUCCUCUCCCGUAGAGACACUGUAGUUCUCAUCUCCUCCGCCGCUUCUCUUCUCCUCUCUCUCACUCCCUCCGAUCCCGCUUCUGCCUUCUCCUUAGGAAUCUCAGGACCUAAAGAGUGGCUUAAAGAUCAGAAGAAGAAGUCAUCAAGAUUCUUACUUGCUCCCAUUGAUGCGUCUCGUGAAGCUCUUCGCUCUGCUUAUCUUUCGAUUACUAGUGAAUCUGAGUAUUCAGAUAAAGAUUUGGAGAAUCUUCAGAAUCUGUUUAAGUCUUCUGCUAGAGACUGUGUUCCUAAAGAGAGAAGCUCUCUUGUGGACUUUCAAUCUAAAUCCGGUGUCGAGGUUUGUACAUUCAAGCUUGUUGUGAAGAAUGCUGCUUCAUUACUAGAUGAUAAAGACCCACUUAAAUUAGAAGCUGAGAAUAUACUCAGUGAACUUGUUAGGUCUUUUGGUUCCCUCAUCGUGUUGACGAAUGGUAUUGAUAUGAAUCUUCCUUCUGAUAGAAAAAAGCUUGCGGAUGCGGUUACUGAGGCUAUCUCUUAUCUUGACAAAUUUGAGAAGGGUGUUAAGGACUGCCUUGAGAUAUGAUCUUGAAGUCUAGUUCUCUCUUCUUUCUCUUUUUUUGAACUCAUUCUGGCUGUAUAGGUGUACCAACAUCUGUUACAAGUGUCUUGAUGAAUGAAAUCUCGUUUAAAUAAAUAAAAUUGAAUGCGUGAUGGUUAGGUUCGUUCA
Messenger RNA from Capsella rubella, 857 nucleotides. RefSeq lists its product as uncharacterized. The transcript is spliced from 5 exons. The record is from RefSeq and is a predicted model, not a curated record. Gene Ontology annotation, cellular component: chloroplast. The coding region runs from base 30 to 713 and encodes 227 amino acids. NCBI's taxonomy places the organism in Eukaryota, Viridiplantae, Streptophyta, Magnoliopsida, Brassicales, Brassicaceae.